Hylaeus volcanicus is the source of this 2695-nucleotide messenger RNA. RefSeq names its product carbohydrate sulfotransferase 11. Gene Ontology annotation, molecular function: sulfotransferase activity. Gene Ontology annotation, cellular component: membrane. NCBI's taxonomy places the organism in Eukaryota, Metazoa, Arthropoda, Insecta, Hymenoptera, Colletidae. The record is from RefSeq and is a predicted model, not a curated record. Gene Ontology annotation, biological process: carbohydrate biosynthetic process. The transcript is spliced from 7 exons. Bases 32 to 1555 code for a protein of 507 amino acids.
CGGACUACACUAUAGCUCGAGCAGUCCAUGUAUGGUCGAAGGUUUCGCGUCUGUGGAACUACUUCGUGCCGCGCACGCGCAGAGGGCGCCAAGCGGCAAAUCGACCCGCGAAAACGCGAGCCAAUCAGCGACGGCGUACGAGUCGGUUGGUAGCAGACGACGCGAGCACAGGACCGUAGACCGUAGAGAUCAGUCCGCGUUUGUCCGCGUCCGUGUUCGUAUCUCCUUCAGGGUGGUCACAGGAUGUAAUCGUCCUCUGUACGUUCGAUUCGAUCGGUUACCGUCACGUGUUCUCGCGAGUUUGUCAAUCGAGAAGCACACGACGACAGUCCACUGGUACCAGGACAACGAUAAGCGAGGGAGCCGAGAAGUAUCGACGCCUGAAGCUGGAGUUGCUGCAGGAGGUGCGAUAGAUGCAUCUUUGAAUCCUGACAGCGGGGCAUAUAUGUCCGUUGGAAUUCGACAUGAGUACAAGAGGAAGACCGUGCAUCGGGAGAAGAUGACACCCCGUCGCCACGUAUUCGCGGCGAUUAGGCGAGCGCUCGUCGUCGCUGGCAUCGUGACGUUGCUGGUGUUGGCGCUGUCGAGCCAGGAUGCUGGGAACACGGUGCACCAGAGCCUUUUGUUGGAGGAGGAUUCGAACCUAACUCCAGAGGAGAAACUGAUGGAGGAAGCGACGAACGCCGAAACGGAGCGUCGACUGGACGCUAGGAGGAAGUUCCUGGCCGAGAAGUGCGCUGAGGAAGAGCUAGACAGGCCUGGAAACGAUUCCCUGCACAGGCCUAACGCUUGGGAGUUCCUUGUAAAUAAAGAGUAUCACUUGAUAUGGUGCAACGUCUUCAAAGCGGCGUCUACGUCUUGGAUGUACAAUUUUAAUUUACUCGCUGGGUACAGUCCACAGUUCUUGAGGGCCUCCAAAGCUGUACCUGUGUCCCUGGCAAGGCAAAGGUAUCCCAGGCACACAGCCGAAGAGCUCUCCAAGUUCCUAAACGAUAGUAUCAGCUUCCUGAUUGUCAGGCAUCCAUUCGAGAGACUGCUCAGCGCUUACAGAGACAAGCUGGAGCACAGCUUACCGCACACAUUUCACAGCAACCUAGGGGCUCACAUAGUCUGGCACUACAGGUCCAGGGAUCCAAAGACAAACGGGCGACACGGUCCAAGGUAUCCGCUGUUCGAGGAGUUCGUUCGAUGGCUGCUCUGUCAAUGGAGAGCUGGCAACGAGUUAGACAUGCAUUGGACGCCAGUUGUGAAUUUCUGUACGCCGUGUCAAGUCCGAUUCGACGUGAUCGCGAAAUUCGAAACGCUUCACGAAGAUCAAGAUUAUCUAAUAAAGCAAGCGCACGUGGGUCACAUUAUCAAACCCGAAUGGAAAAACCCCACGAGAGGUGUCCAAACGAAGGAUGUAAUAAAGAAUUAUUUCGCUCAAUUGUCCAAAUCGCAAAUCAAAGAUCUCUACGAGAUGUUUAGGUACGACUUUGUGCUUUUCGAUUACUCUCCCGCUGAUUACAUUGCGCUUGGGAGAGACGAGGACACCGAACUGAUUUGUAAAAAAUAAUGCCUGUUGUUUCGUACAUAGAUUGCAAGCGUGUCGACGCUUGACUUUUUUUUCUUCUUUUUACGUGUUGUCGGUUACAACGAAAAUAUUAGAUAAGGUAUAACGUUCGUUGGUAUAACGAAUUAAUUCGUAGCGUUAUCUACCUGUUGAGGUAUCGCGAGAAGAGUACUCGACUGUUCGAGUCGGUGAUACUUGCGCGAGCACUGCUACUGCAUUUAAACUUUUGAUAAAUAACGAAUGUCGCGGUCUAUUAAAUUGUUAGGAUCUAUGAGAACCUUGACAAAGAUUAUUUGUAAAUUGUUACAAGGCGAUGAGAGAACAUUUUUAAAGGUCUUGUACGCAUAGGAGUAUCCCAUCGCUUGCGUACUCGAGCUACACACACCAAUUAACGAUGUAUUAUGAAUUUAUUAAUAGGAAUUAAGUGCAUUGUGAUCAUCCUUUCUCUAAGCGAAUACUUGCAUUCCUGUAGAUAGAAUCUACCUUUCUUUAUUUCUGAUCGCGUGAGUUAUAUAAAUAGUAGGAUGCAUUACCCGGGUAUCAAGGGUUUUUGGUUAACGCGAAAACCUAUGGUUCGUCGGUUGCUAUAGUACAAUACAUUAGUUAUAGUCCCAUUAGUCGCGAAACAUAUUUGAGUUUUUCCCGAUUCUCUAUGUGUAUAUCUGUGUAUAUGUAUAUAUACAUAUGUUGAUAUAAACGUUGUUAUCAUAGUUAUUAUUACCAUUGAUGGAAUGGUAAUAGUACUGCCUCAAAAGAAUGUAGCAUAUAAUUGUAGCGGUAAGAUGUAUCAAAUUAUACGACUUCCAAAUGCAAGAACAUAUAGAAAUAUAUACAUUUCAAUUUUUCUAAUACUUAUUUACACUUAUUAAAAUAAUAUUUGAGUUGCAUAGAAUUACAUUGUCAUGAUAUCGUGAACUUUAUUACAGAAACGUACUUAAGUCUAUGACGAUACAUUUACGAAGAGACAAUGUCUCGAAAUCGUGGGAUUUUAUGUAAAUAAUAUGAAUAAUAAUUCAUUGUAAAAUGGAAAGAACUUAAAGAACAGACACGGUACGGUAGACUUCAAUCCUUUAUAAUUUUAUAAAUAAUAAGUACAAAAUGACAAUAAUUAUUUUGGCAAAUAAAAAGUGUUUCAAACAAGCA